Molecule: messenger RNA, 2053 nt
Organism: Apis cerana (Asiatic honeybee)
Lineage: Eukaryota; Metazoa; Arthropoda; Insecta; Hymenoptera; Apidae
Gene: LysRS
Product: Lysyl-tRNA synthetase
Biological process (GO): lysyl-tRNA aminoacylation
Cellular component (GO): cytosol; cytoplasm; mitochondrion
Molecular function (GO): tRNA binding; ATP binding; lysine-tRNA ligase activity
Source: RefSeq, a predicted model, not a curated record
GUUAUAUGAAUAAUUAUAUAUUGAUCCUUUUUUAAGCGUUAACUAUUUAUAACUAUUAAUAUUUUAUAUAUUUACAAAUAAAUAGCUUUAUUAUAUAUAAUAUAAUAUUAAAUAUUAAAAUAGCAACUAUAAUUUCUUUUAAUUAUGCUAUAUAACAUAACCAAAACUUUUGUUGACGUGGUAUUACCGGUAUUUUAUAAAACAAAACCAAUAAAAUUACGUCAAAUAUCAGUAUAUCAUUUUCACACAAAUGAAUUAAAAAGACGUUUAAAAGCAGAACAAAAAUUGAAGGAAAAAGCAGAAAAAGAAGCAAAAGCAUUUGCUGAAAAACCAAUAAAAGAUAAAACUAAAACUCAAGACAAAAAGGAAAUUAAGGAAGAGGAAAUUAGUCCAAAUGAAUAUAUUAAACUUAGAACACAAGCAAUCAAUCAUCUUAAAAAUACAAAUGAUAUUCCAUACCCACAUAAAUUUCAUGUAUCAAUUUCAUUGGAAAAUUUUAUUGAAAAAUUUAGUAAUAAUUUGAAACCUGGAGAAAUAUUAAACAAUGAAGUACAUAGUAUAGCUGGGCGUGUACAUGCAAUAAGAGAAUCAGGUGCUAAACUUAUUUUUUUUGACCUUAGAGGAGAAGGUGUUAAAAUUCAAGUAAUGGCAAAUGCAAGGCACUAUAAAAAUGAAGAAAAAUUUACUCCUGAUAUUUCUAAAAUAAGAAGAGGUGAUAUUAUUGGUGUAGUUGGAAAUCCUGGAAAAACUAAGAAGGGUGAAUUUUCUAUUAUGCCACAUAGUAUUAUUCUCUUAAGUCCUUGUUUACAUAUGUUGCCAAAUCUUUAUUUUGGAUUAAAAGAUAAGGAAACAAGAUUUCGUCAACGUUAUUUAGAUCUUAUAUUAAAUGAUAAAGUAAGAAAAACUUUCCAUAUACGUGCAAAAAUAAUCGCAUAUGUUCGCAAAUUUCUUGACGAACUUGGAUUUUUAGAAGUUGAAACACCAAUGAUGAAUAUAAUUCCGGGUGGUGCGACAGCUAAGCCUUUUAUUACACAUCAUAAUGAAUUAAAUAUGGACUUAUAUAUGCGCAUUGCUCCAGAAUUAUAUCUUAAAAUGUUGGUAAUAGGAGGAUUAGAUAGAGUAUAUGAAAUUGGCAGACAAUUUAGAAAUGAAGGUAUAGAUCUAACACAUAAUCCAGAAUUCACAACUUGUGAAUUUUAUAUGGCUUAUGCAGAUUAUAAUGACUUAAUGUCUAUUACGGAAGAUAUGGUAUCAGGAAUGAUAAAAUCUAUUCAUGGUAGUUAUAAAAUAACAUAUCAUCCAGAUGGACCGGAAAAUGAAGCAGUAGAAAUUGAUUUUACUCCACCAUUUAAACGACUUUCAAUGAUAAAAACAUUAGAAGACGUUUUAAAAAUUAAAUUACCUUCAGCAGACAAAUUAAGUAAUCCUGAAACAAAUCAAAUACUUAGUGAUCUUUGUACUAAGUAUGAGAUUGAAUGUCCUCCACCAAGAACAACAGCUAGAUUGUUAGAUAAACUUGUUGGAGAAUUUAUAGAAGAAACUUGUAUCAAUCCUACAUUUAUAUUGGAUCAUCCUCAAAUUAUGUCUCCAUUGGCAAAAUGGCAUCGUUCUGAACAGGGCUUAACGGAACGAUUUGAAUUAUUUAUUAUGAAGAAAGAAGUUUGUAAUGCAUAUACAGAACUGAAUGAUCCAAUAGUACAAAGAGAAAGAUUCGAGGAUCAAGCAAAAGAUAAAGCAGCUGGAGAUGAGGAAGCACAAAUCGUUGAUGAAACUUUCUGUACAGCAUUAGAAUAUGGUUUACCACCAACUGCUGGUUGGGGGAUGGGAAUUGAUCGUAUUACUAUGUUUCUCACAGAUUCAAAUAAUAUUAAGGAAGUAUUAUUAUUCCCACAAAUGAAACCAGAUGACCCCAAUAAAAAUCAAGGAAUAUCUGAAGAUGAUAAAACAUUAAAUGAUAAAGUAAAUCAUGUGGAAAAGUGAAGAUUUAAUACUAUGACCUUAUAUUCUUUUGCAGUGUGCAAAGUAAAAAAUAAACAAAGCUUCCAAAAAAUAA